AUGGUUCUCCAAGAGCCAAUGACAAGCGAUGUGAUUGGCUGGUCCUGCUUGGCCCUCGAUGAACCUCAAUUCAGGCCGGCUGCCACCUCUUUAACCUCACGAGCAGACAGAAAGCCGCCGUCCUUCAACCGUCAAUCGGCCGCCAAAAUGCUCUUUUCAACACGUUCGAGUUUACGCCUCCUAACGGCACGGUCGACGCGCUUCGUUUCCCGGGCCAAUUACUCCUCGACUAACCCCCGUCUCACCGAAAGAUCCGAAAAUGCCAUCCCGACAAACGAUCCCAACCCGCAAAAGAGGGUAACGAGCAUAUCGGAGACCAACACAGUGCCAUUGGAUUCUAUGGGCGGACAAGAUGCUCCGUUGCAGGAGUCGGUGGAGCAAGCAAGCGCGGAACUCCAGAUGCAGGCUCCAAAUAGAGCGACCACCUGGGCCAGGAGCCAGCAGCCGAGGGAGUUGGCCAUGUCUGGCCCAAGAUUCGAGCAGACUAUCAUGGACUAUCAGCCACGCCCGUAUGCUGCUAUCGAACUGAUCCACAAACAACCUGUGAGAUGGACCAAAGAGAGGGUCGUUUCUUGUGAUGGUGGUGGCGGGCCACUGGGCCACCCGAAGAUCUUCAUCAACACUGAUAAGCCUGAGAUCGCAGUCUGUGGAUACUGCGGGCUUCCUUUCGCCCAUGAACAUAACCGCAAGUUCCUAGAAUCUCUUCCACACACCCCAUAUCCAUUAAAGCCACUCGGAGACCCAGCAGAAGUUCCUGAAUCCCAGCGGGUUACAGAGGGAGGGUUCGAGCAGCGAUAGUUAAAUUGUAUAGACAAAUACCAGCCUAUUUCUGUGUCUAUCCGCGCCUGACUCAAUUAUCCCCUACUCCUAUUGACUAAACAUGAUAGAAAUGACUUUUGACCGGGUCGAGGGCUGAUAUUGUUCUUCCACCGAUAUCUUCUUUUCGAAAAGAUUAUAUUGUACAAAUAUUGGUUUAUGUUGAAGAAAAAACAGUUCAUUUAUUCAGCAUUGACAAUGCUCUGUCCAAAAACUUCUGGCUCGAAUGGGCCGGUGAUACUUUCGAAUUCUAGAACCAAUAGCUCCUGUCCAACCUCUGGCAAUUGGAUCCGACGCAAAUCCUCAUUUCUCUAAUAGCACCGUGCAGCCUGUCUAUCUGCAUCAUGAUAAUAUGGACAACUAAGAAUACCUAUCUCCUAACGACCAUUAGUCCAACCUCAAAGGUCUAAAAUUGAAGUUUCACCAUUCCUCGGUUGGGACUGGUAUUAUUGUGCGAGUCUAUUCC
Molecule: messenger RNA, 1282 nt
Organism: Coccidioides immitis RS
Lineage: Eukaryota; Fungi; Ascomycota; Eurotiomycetes; Onygenales; Onygenaceae
Product: NADH-ubiquinone oxidoreductase
Exons: 3
Coding region: 1-798 (265 amino acids)
Biological process (GO): mitochondrial electron transport, NADH to ubiquinone
Source: RefSeq, a predicted model, not a curated record